Messenger RNA from Symbiodinium pilosum, 168 nucleotides. The record is from the annotation of a GenBank genome assembly. Lineage: Eukaryota; Dinophyceae; Suessiales; Symbiodiniaceae.
GUUUGCCGCGCCUACACUUCAGCGCGCUUCCUUGAUGCGUCCCACCUCUCAGUGCUUGUCACUUGUUGCAAGUUCACCCUGGACGAGGCCUCUGCGUCCGAUCUGUCACAUCUUGCAACCGCAGCGAUGAAAAGCGGGGCGGAUGGCACGGAAGGGCUGAUCAAAGAG